AUGAAUAGAUUGGGACUUACAAGGCUGAGCAGAAGCUUUUCUCGUUUUUCUCAAAGUUUGGAUCACUAUAACGAUGAAGUACUACUAAAAUACUACCCGAAACAUUUACUGAAGUCGAUUAAGUUGGCUCAACAAGCUAUACCAGAAAAUAUAGAGUUUACGAACAAGUCAACUUACCAGUUUGCAUCCUCAAAAGUAUUUUCUGAUGAUCUUUCAAAAUUGGACCCUUUUUGGGAUUACGAUUCUUCAUUACCUCAUAAUCACUCCUCAACGAAUAGCUCACCAUACUAUACACCAUUUAAUAUAAACCAGCCAAAGUUACCGGAGGCUACGUAUCCAGAUGAAGUGAAAGCAUUUGCUUCGAAGGACAAAAUCUCUAAAAAUUUGAUUUUAGCCAAUGCGAUCAAUAAACAGACUCUUAUUGAUCCAUUUUACAUUAUGAAGAAACUGACAAUGAAGCCUAUAGUACUUAAAAGAGUAUCCAACCAAACAGCAAAGGGUAAGAUAACGUCCUUCUACUCGCUGGUCAUAGUUGGCGAUGGAAAUGGUAUGAUUGGCAUAGGGGAGGGCAAGUCGAGGAGUGAUGUUUCAAAGGCAACUUUUAAAGCACAUUGGGACGCAAUUCGUAACAUCCAGUACAUUCCAAGAUUUGAAAAGAGGACUAUCUUUAACGAUAUCGAUUAUAGAUACCAUGGUGUUAAAAUAUUUUUAAGAAAGAAGGAACCUGGGUUUGGCCUUCGAGUAAACCAUGUAAUUUAUGAAAUCUGUCAGAUUUUGGGUAUUAAAGACCUCAGUGGCAAGAUUUAUAAAUCUAGAAACGACAUGAAUAUUGCAAAGGGUGUAAUAGAAGCGUUAACUAAAGGUCAGCGACCAUUGGAUGAGAUUGCACUGGGUAGGGGUAAGAAAAUUGUCGAUAUUAAAAAAGUAUAUUAUUCUGAGUAG
Messenger RNA from Kazachstania africana CBS 2517, 942 nucleotides. RefSeq names its product mitochondrial 37S ribosomal protein uS5m (gene MRPS5). Gene Ontology annotation, biological process: translation. NCBI's taxonomy places the organism in Eukaryota, Fungi, Ascomycota, Saccharomycetes, Saccharomycetales, Saccharomycetaceae. The coding region runs from base 1 to 942 and encodes 313 amino acids. Gene Ontology annotation, molecular function: structural constituent of ribosome; RNA binding. The transcript has a single exon. Gene Ontology annotation, cellular component: ribosome. The record is from RefSeq and is a predicted model, not a curated record.